UAUGGAGCAGGCCAUUAUGUUUAUGUAGUAUUGUUGAAUUGUUUUCUUCCUUGUAUCUUAAAUAUACUGGGCAUUAUUCUUCAAUUAUAUCUACAUACACCAGUGUCUUUUCCAAACAAAGGGAAAAUAUGCACGCCAUUGUAAUUAUCCUUCUGAGUAAUUCAUUAUAUAAUGUUUAUUCAGACAUUUCAUGUUGCACGGAGCCAAAAUGUGACUGCAUUAAACAUGACGAUGGGAUAUUUGCAGACUGCAGUGGCAGGCAGUUAAACUCGUCGCCUACGUUCAACGAAAACGUCACAUCAAUCAAUCUUAGUUUCAACUAUUUAACUUAUCCUCCCUCAAACGAGAAUUUACCGGAUGGUUUACAGGAUCUGAAUGUAUCAAACAAUAGGAUCUAUAGAUUAUCUUUGGAUGGAGAGAGAAUAACAUUUUGGAAAAUAACCGGACUACUUGCUUUAGAUAUAUCAUCAAAUGAAAUAGUAAUAGAUGAAACUUUUUUUUUUCCAAACAUUUUUUCAAAUUUUUCGUUCUUAGAAUUGCUUGAUUUAUCAAGAAAUGUAAUCCCGGAAAAUGGAUUUAAAGAAUUUGACCUAUUGAUGGCCCCAUUGAUUUCGCUACGAUUUCUCUCUGUCGAUAUAUUUUAUAACAUAACAUUCGGUAAAAGAUUUGAGAAACUAUUGAAUCUAAAGUCAUUGAAACUCGCUGGCGUUUGCAACACUUCACGGACUUUUAUUAUUACGGAGAAUUUUUUCCUUUAUCUUCCUUUUCUUGAAUAUCUUGAUGUUUCUACUACAGAAGUGUGGACAAAUAUUCAUGACAGUCUCAGUUCACCUUGUUACUGCUCCUUGACAAGUAUUCACAGAGGAGCUAUAGGUAAACUGGCUGAUUUGAAAUAUCUUGACAUAUCUAAUAACCGAUAUCUUGGACUUUGCGGAUUUCGUAAUAUUACGAACGACCUAAAUCUAACAAGCAUAGAAAUCUUUAGAGCAAGAAAUUUGUAUUGUCAGGACAGCAGAUCUGUCACGUUGUAUUGCGAUGAUAUCAGGUAUUUACGAAAUACCUCCCUCCAAGAACUUUAUAUUGAUGGUAAUAAUAUCGUAAUUGGACAACCAGGAGUACUUGCUUACUUGCCAUCAUCUUUGCUAGUAUUAAGUAUUAGCGAAAACCGUUGGGUGGCUGGAUUAUAUACCUGGUCGCCAUACGAUAAUUUGACAAACCUAGUUCGUAUUGAUGUAAGUAAUAUAAAUAAUCACGAAAUGUCUCAAUCCGGCUCUGCACGUUAUACUUGUUGUUCCCAUUUUUUGGAAGAUAUUUCAUGCGAGAAGUCGAGGAUUAAGAAUGUAAUAGGCGAUUAUAUUACUGGUGGAUGUGCUAACACUACAAACCACUACAACGAUGAUAUCAAACGUAGAAAUUCGGUUGGAACUUCCAUAAAACCAGAUCCAUGGAAGUGUUUUUAUCCACUGAACGAAGACGAAGUCCACUAUAUUGUAGUUCCUGAAAAUGUGAAGUCAAUUAUAAUGAAUAAUUCAAGAUUGGGGUAUGCUAUUCGUUGGACAAUAUUCAAUACUCCGGCCAUUGUUAAUCUAACCUUAAGCAACAAUCAAUUGUAUAGUUUCAUUGGUCCCAUCUGUAAUGUGACAAAUCUCAAAUUUCUUGAUCUUUCAGGUAACCGAUGCUCCACGAUUACUCCAUAUUUUUUCAAUUCCUUACAAUCACUAGAAACUCUUUUACUGAAUGAUAACUUGUUAGGUUUAGCUGGAACACUUCAAAACCGAAAUGCUUUCUUUGUUUUUGGGUCGCUGACUAAUCUUCUGUAUUUAGAGUUGUCAUUAAACAAAAUCACGUCACUUUCGAAGAAUAUAUUUUGGAAUUUGCAGAAAAUAAAACGUAUAAUUUUAAAAGACAAUUUGCUAACGGAUUUUAAUAUAAAUGUAAAACAUAUGCCAGAUCUGACCUUUCUAGAUUUAUCUGAAAAUCAAAUUCUUUACUUAUCAAAUGACGCAAUAGAUGGCAUUAGGCAACGUACAAGCAGGAAUCUGAUUAUUGACCUUUCCAAAAAUCCAUUUAUGUGUUCAUGUGAUUCUCUUAAAUUUCUGAAUUGGUUACAAUUAAAUCAACGUGUGUUUAAGGAUUUUUCUAAAUACCAAUGUUCAAAUGCUACAAAUUAUGAAACUUUAACGGAUGCUGUAAUAUCUCUAAACAAAAAAUGUUCUUCAUAUACUGCUUUGGUUAUUGUUAUUAUGCUUCUGAUUAUUGCAUUUUUGGUUUGUCUCAUAAUAGCUAUAAUAUACAAAAACAGAUGGAAGUUAAAAUACUGGUAUUAUAUUGCGAAACGUAAUUAUUUUCAGCAUGAUUACAUGUGUUUGGAAGAUAGACAAAAAUACAAAUUUGAUGCUUUCCUUUCUUACGCUGACGAGGACCGUCUUUUCGUUAUUAUGAACAUUAUAAAAAAUCUCGAAGAAAAGGAGAAUUUUCGUCUAUGCGUUCAUGAACGGGAUUUUAUUCCUGGGUGCGAUGUCGCAGACAAUAUCAUAAAUGCUAUCCAUAAUAGUCGUAAAGUUAUUUUCGUAGUAACUCCUUCUUUUCUUAGGUCCAGAUGGUGUAUAUUCGAACUCAAUAUGGCUUAUAUGGAAUAUGUUGUUUCCAGGCAAGGUUUUGAUUGUCUCAUUGUGGUGAUAAAGGAGAAAAUAAGUGAAAGAGACAUUCCUAGAAACAUGUAUGAUAUCAUGAAAGACGAGAGCUACUUAAAAUUUCCGGAUGAUGAAGCAGACGAAGUGACUUUUUGGGAACGUUUGAUCGAUGCCUUACGGUAGAUUGCAUAGACAAAGACAGGGUUUAUCUCUGUGUGUAUAAGAGAAAAAGAGCGUUUGUGUGUGUGUGUUAGAGGAUAAGAGAUAGACAACACUGUUUGAUGUAAUUAAAACAUAAUUUUUAUUGAUGUUGUAUAGAGUGCAUAUGCCAACUUAUUCCUGGUACAAUUGUGGUGUGUUUAAGUCUGGCUUUACUCACCACUAAAUGUAGCUAAUUAUUUUGUUUACAUUUCAAUAUUUUGUUUACUUAAUCUGAGGCACUAGGUCCUGUUAGUUCUUAUAUCUAAUUUAAGGAACAAAAGCAUUCAGUUUCAUUUUUUGUAUUGAUCUUCCUGAUUUAGAUUCAUAUUUGACAAUGACCCGUCAAUGUAGUCUUUUUGCAACAAUAUUUUGCCAUCUUUAAAAUGUCAAUGUUUGAUAAAAUAAACUAAUUAUAGAUA
Messenger RNA from Mytilus californianus (California mussel), 3253 nucleotides. RefSeq names its product toll-like receptor 4. The record is from RefSeq and is a predicted model, not a curated record. The transcript is spliced from 2 exons. Gene Ontology annotation, biological process: inflammatory response; immune response; toll-like receptor signaling pathway. Bases 129 to 2816 code for a protein of 895 amino acids. Gene Ontology annotation, molecular function: transmembrane signaling receptor activity; protein binding. NCBI's taxonomy places the organism in Eukaryota, Metazoa, Mollusca, Bivalvia, Mytilida, Mytilidae. Gene Ontology annotation, cellular component: membrane.